CGCGUGGGGAGGGACACCGAGGCCGUGGGGGGACAUCGGGGUUCGCACCCAGCGCUCAUCGGUCCCCCAGACAUCGCGGUCACCCCGGGGGAGGCUGGAAGGAGCGGAGGGCGCCGGGGCUCAGGAUCUGAUCCCCAGCCUCCUUCUCUCCCUCCCCCCUGGCCGUGUCCCCGGGCCGGGAUGUCCCGACCCGCCCCGUCCCUCCCAGCCCGGCUGCAGACGCCUCCCUCGCCUCCUGCCCACCCUCCAUCCUCGGUCGGACCUCGGAACCCGCCGUCAUCGCCGGACCGAUCCCACCCUGGCCAUGAAGGGUCCCCUGCGUGGAGGAAUGUUCUCCCGGCAUGUCAAACGGCACCCCCGGCACGGUCUCGUUCCCCUCAUUGGCUUCAUCAGUGUGGGCCUGGGCAGCGCGGUCCUGUACCUGCUGCGGCUGGCGCUGUACAGCCCAGACGUCAGCUGGGACCGGAAGAAUAAUCCUGAACCCUGGAAUAAGCUGAGCCCCACAGACCAGUAUAAAUUUCUGGCAGUUUCCACUGACUACAAGAACCUCAAGAAGGACCGUCCCAGCUUCUGAGCCACCUCUGGGACGUGCUGGGCUGGCGGGGGAGCCCACCCCUCCCCCAAAAACUCCCUCACGGCCCCCCCAGCUCUGCCACAGCCACCACACACAGCUCCCACUGCUUCCCCAGCACCCCCAAACCGCGUGGUCGUGCCAGCCCCCCCCAAUAAACCACGUCCCCGUGGGUGCCCCUGCGCCCCUCA
Messenger RNA from Corvus hawaiiensis (hawaiian crow), 762 nucleotides. RefSeq names its product NDUFA4 mitochondrial complex associated like 2 (gene COXFA4L2). Lineage: Eukaryota; Metazoa; Chordata; Aves; Passeriformes; Corvidae. Bases 305 to 574 code for a protein of 89 amino acids. The transcript is spliced from 5 exons. The record is from RefSeq and is a predicted model, not a curated record.